Messenger RNA from Acanthoscelides obtectus, 3000 nucleotides. Lineage: Eukaryota; Metazoa; Arthropoda; Insecta; Coleoptera; Chrysomelidae. The record is from the annotation of a GenBank genome assembly.
CUUUUAUUAUUGUGGUUUUCCUGAACGGUGGUAUUACCUUGUUGCCGCUUUUCUGCCUCAGAAUACUGCCGAACUUUGCUCCAAUCCAAUCUACCCUUUAUUCCUUUUCAGGUUCCCAAGAUCACAACAAUAAAAGCGAAUUUGUGUCACGGUGUAAAUAGGUAAACUUCAGAUUUAAAAACAAUUACCAAACUCUAUGUCCGUCAAUUAAAAAAAAUUGAGUUUCCAGGCUUCCACCCGAAUGUGGGAUUUCUGGCAAAUCAAAGUAUUCAUUUCAUGCUCGGAUUGCGUUACUUCGGGUAUCUGUGAGUAACGAGUACUCGAGUAUCGUAUGAUUACUUUGUCAACACCACUAGUAUUUAUGUGACAUGCGGAAUUAAGGUUAUGUCGAUAAACAUCGGUAGAUUAAAAGCAGGCUUAUACGAAAAUUACUAUAAUUUUGCUAAAUAAUUAAUAAUGCAUGUCUGUAGCCUUGUCUUUAAGCGAAAAUAACCUUACCUGUUCGUAAUUCAAUUAACUUGUAUAGUAUUGUAACUGUUGAAUCUAAAUUAGCAGCUAUCAUUGAUAACAAGAAGUUGCGAAAAUCAAUAGAUAAAAACAUUUAUUAGACACCGUAUCCGUGUGCAAAUACUUUGUACCUAGUUUAUCAAGCACUAUAAGCUUUCCUGACCGUGCUUGUCGUCAAUCUUUUAAACAAGCAAGUGAAACAAAUUGUCUAUCUUCAUACAUCCAAAAUGGCCAAAUACAACUUGGGUAUUGACAUUGGUACUACUUCAGUCAAAGUCUGUAUAGUAAAUCUUUCUACCAAUGAGGUCGAAGCUCAGCAUGUUAAGGACACUCAGUCAAAUAUCCCCAGUGAUACAGGGCAUAGUGGAAAUAAGCAGGAUGUGUUCAAAAUCAUUUCUACUUUGAAUCUGUGUGUAUCCAAACUGCCAAAGCAUCUACUACAAGAGGUGGAGGCUAUAGGGGUAUGUGGUCAAAUGCAUGGGGUAGUAUUUUGGAAGAAUGAUGCUACUCAGAAGGCAUGGGAAAUUAUAGAAAAGGAUACAACAAUCAGAUAUGAUGUGGUGCCUGAGAGAGUUUCAAACUUGUACACAUGGCAGGACAAUCGAUGUGACUCUGCUUUCCUUGAUAGGUUACCAAAACCUCAAUCGCACUUGAACAUUGCCUCUGGGUUUGGAUGUGCCACCAUGUUUUGGAUGAAGAAACAUAAACCAGAGAAGUUGAAGAAAUACAACUGCUCGGGAACAAUAUCUGAUUUUGCUGUAGCAAUGUUAUGUAACAUGAACAAACCAAUGAUGUCAUACCAGAAUGCUGCUAGUUGGGGGUAUUUCAACUGUGCUACAAAACAAUGGAAUAAAGAGGUGUUGCAACAGGCUGAUUUUCCUGUGAAUUUAUUGCCAGAAGUUGGGCAGAGUGGAGCAAUUGCUGGAAGCUUGGCAGGAGAUUGGCAUAGUAUACCUAAAGGAACACCUGUAGGUAUAGGCCUAGGAGAUUUGCAGUGCUCUGUUCUAUCUACGGUAGAACGGUCCACAGACGCAGUUCUGAAUAUCUCCACCUCUGCACAAAUCACCUUUGUGGUAGACCAAUACCAGCCCUCUUCUGGGCCCCCUAAGGCGUCUGCAGUGGAUCACUUCCCCUACUUCGGGCACCAGUACAUCGCUGUUGCCGCUUCGCUCAAUGGUGGCAAUGCUUUGGCCACUUUCGUCAAAAUGUUGCAACAGUGGACCCUCGAAUUGGGCUUCAACGUACCUCAAUCAAAAGUUUGGGAGAAACUGCUGAGCAUUAGUCUUGAGGACACUGCAGUUUCUGAUUUGCAGGUACGGCCGACUUGUCUGGGUGAGAGACAUAGCCCAGAUAGAACAGCAUCUGUCAGCAACAUUCAUGUUGGUAACCUACAUUUGGCGCAGGUCUUUAGAGCUCUUUGUAAGGGGUUGGUUGAAAACAUGCGAAGCAUGAUGCCCAGAGAGAUCCUGCAAGAAGCAAAAAUCGACAGAAUAGUUGGCAAUGGUUCAGGCUUAUCAAGAAACAAAGUCCUACAGGCUGAAGUGCAACAACAGUAUCUUCUUCCAUUGGUAUUCACCAAAGGCGGGGAUUCGGCUAAAGGUGCUGCUAUAGCAUUUAGCCAAAAAGAAGAAUAGAAACGUAUUUUGACGUUGAAAAAUGUUAGGGAAUUUGAUGCUGUAAAAAAUAAUUGUAUAAUUGUGUAAUGAUCUGCAUAUCAUUAUAUGUCUACAAAAUGUCUAUCAAAACAAAGUAACAUUUAUCUGCAACUAUCCGUGAACCCACACGAGUAGCUCUCAAUACGACUUGGUAACUUCUGCAUUUCUACGCGAAUUGAAAAAGGAACUUUCGAAUGUGCUAUUAUCUAGUGAAACUUAUACCUCUGCGGCACACAAAAAAUGAAAAAUAGGCAAAAAAAACCGUAGUGUUUUGACAUCUGCGUGGCGAUCGUACCCAUCUUUGAAGUCUUGAAAACUGAUUUAUUCAGUCCUUUUAUCAUUUUUUACUCAGACAGACUUAUUUUCCUAAAAACUUUUCUAGUAUUCUAAUUCGAUGCAAAUUCAAAACAGUAUAGAUAGAAAGAAGAAGAAACAUAAUUGAGCCGCUCUGUAUAUUAUAAGCCUGGCACAGGAUGUAGCCUGACUUCAUUAUUGAUUGUCCGAUUCAAAGCCAUAUUUUUUAUUUCUAAUUUAAUUAUGACCAGCCAAAUAAUAGUAAAAUACUUCAUGCUUCCGUAUGACCUAUAUACGUAUUACCAAAGGCAUUUUUGAUGGUUAUGUUGUUUGUUGAAUGUUAUAAUUUUAGUUAUCAAAGUAUUCACACUUUGUGUAUAUGUGUUGAGCAAGGAAAAACUUUUAUCAGUUUUAGAAACUUUUCUGUGAUAACAUUGUAUGCUUUUCAUUAUUUUAUAUUUGUUGCAUGGUAAAUCAGAGUAAAGCAAGUGCCCUAUAUUUAUACAACUAUUUCUAAUGCGUGAAUAAAUCCGCAAUUCUCAUA